AUGCCGUCGGACCGACCCCCUAAUACCCUCAGGUCUCUCAUUAAGGCGGCUACCGCUGUUCACAGGUUUUGGCCGAGCAGAUGCAACGGGUUCAAGAUUGCUGAGCGCGCUAGCCUAGUGUGCAAAUCUGGUCGCAGUGCCUCUAAGGCCUUCCGCCUACAGCACUGGACCUCUCUGUUGCGCCAUCUCGUGGUGCGUCCGGUGGGCUGCGGCGCUGGUCAUAGGAAACACCACAUUCACAAAGCGGCGGCGGCCCGGAAACGGCUCCUCUGCGGGAAGAGGAGGGCUAGCAGGGGGACAGUCCAAUGCAAGAUAAUGGUCCGCAAAAGAUUCGUGUGUCGACCUAGAUUAUCACGACACUCCGUCCGCUGAGCGACAUGACAAACUUGACGUUUCGGCAUCUUAGCGCCCACGUUUGCUUUUGCAAUUGAUGAUAAAGUCAACAUGACCAGGAACCUGGCUCAGGGGAUUAACUAAUAGUUAAGCCUUCCCAAAUUGGGAAAGUAAUAUUUCAGCAGCUGAGUGUCUUUGCAAGUUGCACGCGGAACCAUUUCUCCAUUUUUGCAGUAUCUAAACAGACAAAAGCUGCAAGUAAUACAAAAAGAUAACAACACUUUUUAUAAAAAAAAUCACAAACUGAGGAGGCUAGUGUCAAAUUCCAAAACUACAAACUGUCCAAAGCAUGUCAAUGAUCUACAUGGCAGGAGAGUGAUGAAAUAACUUCCUUUUUACCUGGAUAAACACAGCUCCAAGGACAAAACUAGGUAACAGCCUGUACAGUGCAUUCACAAACCUCCCCUAGAGGCAUAACGUGUAAACAGCCAAAGGCUUUCCCCAGGGUUGUGGCGUCCAAAACUACAGGUCUGGCUUUUAAGCUGAGAAGGGAAAGAAUUAAAAAUGACCUGGGGCAACUGUUUCACAUAGCUGAUGCUCAUGUAUGGCAUGAGGUUUCUACAAUUACAUUAAAAACGCUUCGGGCUGGGUAUAUGAAGAGGAAAGAUUUGCGGGCUAGGGGCCAAAUGCUAGCACAUUAGUGGUGGCGGGGGGAGAGAGAGAAGUAUCCUGGGGAGAUCCCGCUGGAAACUGCCGCCCCUUUCCAGAACCACCUUCUCCGGACUCGCUCCUUCCAGGACACACGCGCACUGUCGGCGACCCGCCUCGCUCUCAUUGGUCGCCGCUGCAGAACCUUCCACAACAUUCCGACCAUUACCUCACCGACCCGCUUCCUCAUUGGUCUGUACCACCGUCGAUCAUCCGCCUGCUGCCGCCCACACGCUCUACAUAAAGGGCCACAACUCAGCCGGAAUCGUCACAAUCACAGUCGCCAGGUUCGAUUGGACGCCACGUGCCAGCUCCAUCACUACGACAGGAGACAUUCCACGGCAGAGGAGAGGACUCAGUGAUACACACUCUCAUCAACAUGUCCCCUGCAGCUCAAGGAACAGCCAUUGGUAUUGACCUGGGUACCACCUACUCCUGUGUCGGGGUCUUCCAGCAUGGCAAGGUGGAGAUCAUCGCCAAUGACCAGGGCAACCGCACCACCCCCAGCUACGUGGCCUUCAAUGACACUGAGAGGCUCAUCGGAGAUGCUGCCAAGAACCAGGUAGCCCUGAACCCACAGAAUACCAUCUUUGAUGCCAAGAGGCUCAUCGGAAGGAGGUUUGAUGACCCAGUCGUGCAGUCUGAUAUGAAGCACUGGCCCUUCCGGGUGGUGAAUGAAGGAGGGAAGCCCAAGGUCAGGGUCGAGUACAAGGGUGACAGUAAAGCCUUUUACCCUGAGGAAAUCUCGUCCAUGGUGCUGACCAAAAUGAAGGAGACAGCAGAGGCUUACCUGGGACACCCUGUCAGUAAUGCUGUUAUCACAGUGCCUGCUUACUUCAAUGACUCGCAGCGCCAGGCAACCAAAGAUGCUGGUGUGAUCGCUGGCCUCAAUGUCCUCCGUGUUAUCAAUGAGCCAACAGCAGCUGCCAUUGCCUAUGGCCUGGACAAGAAGGGCAGAGGAGAACACAAUGUUCUCAUCUUUGACCUGGGGGGUGGCACCUUCGAUGUGUCUAUCCUCUCCAUUGACGAUGGUAUCUUUGAAGUGAAAUCGACAGCGGGCGACACCCACUUGGGAGGAGAGGACUUUGAUAACCGCAUGGUCAAUCACUUCAUUGAGGAGUUCAAGCGUAAAUACAAGAAGGACAUCAGUCAGAACAAGAGGGCGGUGAGGAGGCUGAGGACAGCCUGUGAAAGAGCCAAGAGAACCCUGUCUUCCAGCACACAAGCCAGCAUUGAGAUUGACUCCCUGUUUGAAGGCAUUGACUUCUACACCUCCAUCACCAGGGCUCGGUUUGAGGAGCUGAAUGCUGACCUUUUCAGGGGCACUCUGGAACCAGUGGAGAAAGCUCUGAGAGAUGCCAAGUUGGACAAGUCACAGAUCCAUGAUGUUGUCUUGGUUGGGGGCUCCACCCGUAUUCCCAAGAUCCAGAAACUGCUGCAAGAUUUCUUCAGUGGCAAGGAGCUGAACAAGAGCAUCAAUCCCGAUGAGGCCGUAGCCUAUGGGGCAGCUGUUCAAGCAGCUAUUCUGAUGGGGGACAAGUCCGAAAAUGUUCAGGACCUACUUCUCCUGGAUGUUGCUGCCCUGUCGUUGGGCCUUGAGACAGCAGGAGGUGUCAUGACUGCACUCAUCAAGCGCAACACCACCAUUCCCACUAAGCAGACCCAGAUCUUUACUACCUACUGUGAUAACCAGCCUGGUGUGCUUAUUCAGGUGUAUGAAGGAGAGCGACCCAUGACCAAGGACAACAAUCUCCUGGGGAAAUUUGAAUUGAGUGGCAUCGCUCCUGCCCCUCGUGGUGUGCCGCAGAUCGAGGUCACCUUUGAUAUCGAUGCCAAUGGCAUCUUGAAUGUCUCUGCCAUUGAUAAGAGCACUGGCAAAUCGAACAAGAUCACUAUCAGCAACGACAAGGGCAGGCUGAGUAAGGAGGAGAUUGAGAGGAUGGUGCAGGAUGCAGAAAAGUAUAAGAAUGAAGAUGAAGCCCAACGGCAGAGGAUCGCAGCCAAGAACUCUCUGGAGUCCUACGCCUUUAACAUGAAGAGCACAGUGGAGGAUGAGAAUGUCAAAAAUAAGAUCAGUGAGGGAGAUAGGAAAAAAGUAAUUGAGCAGUGUAACCAGGCCAUAUCCUGGGUGGAGAAGAAUCAGACAGCAGACAAGGAGGAGUUUGAGCACAAGCAGAAAGAGCUGGAAAACCUCUGUCGGCCAAUCAUUUCCAACCUGUACCAAGGAGGGGCAGGUGCAACAGGGGGAUCUUGCAGAACCCAGGCUGGAAAUGCCACUUCCACAGGACCAACUGUGGAGGAGGUGGAUUAAGAAACCACAGAGGACCCUCACUUUAAAGACUUGAGUUAAAUGUUACAUGGAUGUUUACACUGCUCAUGAUCUUCCUUGUGCUGUGUAUCGCAUUGACCAUUAUUCCACUUUUACCUCCUGAGACUUUGAUUUCUGCUGGAUGGAAGGACCUAUUAUUCAUGGCAGUGUAAUGCAGUUUGCUUCGCUUUUAAGUUGCAUUGCCACUAAGUUGUUUGAUUGUAUUUUGAUCCAUGCUGUUCGGAAUUUUUUUAAAAUGUAAUACUGUUGUUUGUAUGGUAUGAGAUAUUUUUGAAGUGAACUCCAAAACUCAAAUGCUUUCAGUAAACUUUUGGCUAAAA
This is a messenger RNA of Stegostoma tigrinum, 3690 nucleotides long. RefSeq names its product heat shock 70 kDa protein 1B-like. Gene Ontology annotation, biological process: protein refolding; cellular response to unfolded protein. Lineage: Eukaryota; Metazoa; Chordata; Chondrichthyes; Orectolobiformes; Stegostomatidae. Gene Ontology annotation, cellular component: blood microparticle; cytoplasm; vesicle. Bases 1421 to 3352 code for a protein of 643 amino acids. The transcript is spliced from 2 exons. The record is from RefSeq and is a predicted model, not a curated record. Gene Ontology annotation, molecular function: misfolded protein binding; ATP hydrolysis activity; ATP-dependent protein folding chaperone.